Cuculus canorus (common cuckoo) is the source of this 674-nucleotide messenger RNA. RefSeq names its product small nuclear ribonucleoprotein D2 polypeptide (gene SNRPD2). Gene Ontology annotation, molecular function: RNA binding. Gene Ontology annotation, cellular component: precatalytic spliceosome; U4/U6 x U5 tri-snRNP complex; U2 snRNP. Bases 160 to 516 code for a protein of 118 amino acids. Gene Ontology annotation, biological process: RNA splicing; spliceosomal snRNP assembly. NCBI's taxonomy places the organism in Eukaryota, Metazoa, Chordata, Aves, Cuculiformes, Cuculidae. The transcript has 3 exons. The record is from RefSeq and is a predicted model, not a curated record.
UCUGACCACGCCCACUCGCUCUGGCCACGCCCCCUUCCCCGCUCUCCCCGCGCCCGCCAACCGGAAGUGGCUCCUCGGCGCGACCCGGAAGUGGUGGUGCGGGCGGCGCGCGCGAGGAGCGGAUACGCGAGGAGAGGAACGGAACGGAACGGAGCGACCAUGAGUUUGCUGAACAAGCCCAAGAGCGAGAUGACGCCGGAGGAGCUUCAGAAACGGGAGGAGGAGGAGUUCAACACGGGGCCCCUCUCGGUGUUGACGCAGUCGGUGAAGAACAACACGCAGGUUCUCAUCAACUGCCGCAACAACAAGAAGCUCUUGGGCCGCGUCAAGGCCUUCGACAGGCAUUGCAACAUGGUCCUGGAGAACGUCAAGGAGAUGUGGACGGAGGUACCCAAGAGCGGGAAGGGGAAGAAGAAGUCCAAGCCCGUCAACAAGGACCGUUACAUCUCCAAGAUGUUCCUACGUGGAGACUCCGUCAUCGUUGUCCUCCGCAACCCCCUCAUCGCCGGCAAAUAGGAAAGAGGGGGGCUUCGAAGGGAUCAAUAAACGCCCCCUUUGGAUCAAUAAAUGGCCCCUUUGGAUCAAUAAAUGACCCCUUUGGAUCAAUAAAUGACCCCUUGGAUCAAUAAACGCCCCCUUUGGAUCAAUAAAUGACCCCUUUGGAUCAAUAAAUG